This is a messenger RNA of Ochlerotatus camptorhynchus, 1121 nucleotides long. Its product is annotated as very long chain fatty acid elongase AAEL008004-like. Gene Ontology annotation, cellular component: endoplasmic reticulum membrane. Bases 147 to 956 code for a protein of 269 amino acids. The transcript has 5 exons. Gene Ontology annotation, biological process: fatty acid elongation, polyunsaturated fatty acid; fatty acid elongation, saturated fatty acid; fatty acid elongation, monounsaturated fatty acid. The record is from RefSeq and is a predicted model, not a curated record. Gene Ontology annotation, molecular function: fatty acid elongase activity. NCBI's taxonomy places the organism in Eukaryota, Metazoa, Arthropoda, Insecta, Diptera, Culicidae.
CUACAUUUCGGUGGACAGUUGUCAAGAUUGCUGUCGAAAUACUUUGAUUGAACUGGGUACGUGGUGGUUUUAUAAAUUCUAAUCCACCGUCACUCGAUCGUCAGUAGAGAAGUGACCGUGUAUGCCGAACGAUUGAACCGUCCACAAUGGCACUCAUGCUCGAUCGGAUGUUCAACGAGUACCAUCAGUACAUGGAAGAUCAUAGAGAUCGAAGAAGCUUGAGUUUUCCACUGGUGAAUACAGUAUGGCCCGUGGUGACGAUAAUCGCUGCGUACCUGUACGUUGUCCUGAAGGCUGGACCUAAGUAUAUGGAGCAACGGAAAGCUUACGAUCUUAAAACGGUAAUUCGGAUAUACAACAUAGUGCAAGUGAUAGCGAAUGGGUCGUUUUUCCUGGCGGUUUCAUAUAUUUUACUACAAAGGAAAAACUUUUCGUACGCAUGCCAACCUGUGAAUUACACCGAAACGAGAGAAGGUUAUGAAGAGCUAUACCUAUCGUACGGAUACUUCCUGUUGAAGGUUCUGGAUCUAGCAGAUACAGUAUUUUUCGUUCUACGUAAGAAGCAAUCGCACGUGUCGUUCUUGCACGUGUAUCAUCACGCUAUAAUGGUUUCGUUGAGUUAUCUGGCUGUGAUAUUUGUCCCUGGAGGGCACGUCAUUAUGCUAGGAGUCUGGAACACGCUGGUCCACGCUGUGAUGUACUUCUACUACUAUUUGGCUUCGUAUGGCAGUCAGAACUCGUGGAAGAAAUAUUUGACCAGGUUACAGUUGGUGCAGUUCGUCCACAUGGGAAUCCAUUUCGGGCGACCGGCUUUGUACGGGAUGGAAUGCGGCUUUCCUCGUAUUUGGCACUGGGUUGGCUUCCUGCAGGCUGUGUUCAUUCUAGGGAUGUUUUUGGAUUUCUACGUCAAGGCAUACGUUACGAAGAGUCGAGGAAACGCUAAGAGGAAAUCGUAGGAUAGUUUUACAACGCAGUGUUCACUUCUCAGUGGCGUGAUACAGUUAUUUAUAUUACCUGUUAAUCCUUUCUCUUAGGUAAUCCUAAGAUAGAAGCAAUAGAAAAAUAUAUUAUUCAUUCAUAAUAAGGUUACAUCAGGAGAUAUACAUUUAUGAGGAACUGUA